CUAUCAUUUACUCUACAGCCUUCCUCAGGAGUAACUCAGAUCCAGGCCCUGGGAGUGGAAAUCAUUGUCACCUUCCAGCUUGUCAUGUGUGUAUUAACCAUAUCACACCAGGAAAACAACUUUGAAGGGUCUGCACACGUGGCCCUUGGAGUAUCUGUGACCCUUGGACAUUUAGUGGCAAUUGGAUUUACUGGGUGCAGCAUGAAUCCUGCUCGAUCCUUGGGGUCAGCUGUCAUUACAACAAACUUCAGCCAACAUUGGAUUUUUUGGGUGGGACCCAUGCUCGGUGGAGUCUUGGCUGUGAUCGUGUACAACUUAUUGUUGAGGGCAAAGAGGAUCAGGUGCAGAGACUGUCUGAAGUCACUGAGCACUGAGCACAAGGGGGAAUUCAACAUGGAGUCAAAACCUUCAACAUAAAACCUGAGAACAGAGCUGCUGCACUGCAAACCAAUUAUGUGGCUAUAACUGCACUGCCCAAUGGCAAUAUCAUAUAUAAACUUUAGCACCUUUUCGUCAUCAUUACAUUGUUAAAAUCAGUCACUUAUGUAAAUAAAUAUCAGAUCUUUGAUGUUCUGUAUUUACACAUCUA
This is a messenger RNA of Chiloscyllium plagiosum (whitespotted bambooshark), 589 nucleotides long. NCBI's taxonomy places the organism in Eukaryota, Metazoa, Chordata, Chondrichthyes, Orectolobiformes, Hemiscylliidae. The record is from RefSeq and is a predicted model, not a curated record.